AUGGGAGGAGAUUCUCAAGAUAAUAGCCAAGUGGCGCGGGAUGGAGCCCUUUCUCCGUUUCCCGAAUCAGCGACUAGGAAACCUAAGCAUGAAUUUCCUAAGACCCAGGUCGGAAAGUUAUGGGAUGCUUUUGGAAACCCGGAGCAGCCGGUCAACAUCAUGCCCGGAGGAACAUACAACUCCGCUGGCGGAAAGCCAAAGGAAGUGACAGUCAUGGAUGCCGUUAAAUCACUAUCUACCAAUGAGCUCACAUCCUUCUACAAAGCUCCAUGCGCGCGUGAAUCUCUUCUUGUUGGAAUCGGUACAGGAUUCGGGGUUGGAAGUAUUCGAGUGAUACUUGGAGGUCUAAGAGUAAUAUGGGCUGCGAGUAAUUGGGCCGUUGGUGCCUUCGCGCUCGCAUCGAUCCUAACGCACCAAGUCUGCCAAAGACAGAGAGCUAUAGAAAUGGAUGGAAUGAAAGAGGCCGUUAAAUUAAUGAGAGACCUAAAAAUUAAAAAACAAAAAGAGCAGGCCGAGGCUAAAAAGGCACAGGAAGAAGCUCGGUUAGCGGAAGAAGAGCGAAAACGCAAGAGUUGGACGCACCUGUCAAACUACAAAUUUUGGUAG
Molecule: messenger RNA, 606 nt
Organism: Ophidiomyces ophidiicola
Lineage: Eukaryota; Fungi; Ascomycota; Eurotiomycetes; Onygenales; Onygenaceae
Exons: 2
Coding region: 1-606 (201 amino acids)
Biological process (GO): mitochondrial respiratory chain complex IV assembly
Cellular component (GO): mitochondrial inner membrane; mitochondrion
Source: RefSeq, a predicted model, not a curated record